Messenger RNA from Grosmannia clavigera kw1407, 2718 nucleotides. RefSeq names its product pentatricopeptide repeat protein. Lineage: Eukaryota; Fungi; Ascomycota; Sordariomycetes; Ophiostomatales; Ophiostomataceae. The transcript has a single exon. The record is from RefSeq and is a predicted model, not a curated record. The coding region runs from base 1 to 2718 and encodes 905 amino acids. Gene Ontology annotation, molecular function: protein binding.
AUGCAGGCUUGCCCCUGCACUCGCGUGCGGCUACUCUGGCAAUGCCAGCGGAAUUGGCAUCCGCCCCGGUCGUUCUCAACCGCUCCGGGAGCGAGAAACUUGUCGCAAGUAGCCGAAAGCAGCGCUCACUCCGACGACCCUGCACUGGACCGCUACAUUCCUGGGAACCCUGAAAAAUCAGCCCCCGAAUUAUUGGACGAACAACCAAACAAGGCCAGCAAUAGUGAGCAGGGUGGGGCAAUCUGGAGCAAUUACGAUGAGCUUUGGGGAGCUGCUGCAGCUGCGGUGGAAGGUGUCGAAAAUGGGGUGCAGGCGUUGAGACAGGAAUCCUCUUCAAUAGCAGAAAACCGGGAGCCCAUACGAAGGUCGGAGCCUGGGCGCCGUCCGAGCCGGCCAUCUCCCGUACGAGACACAAAGUCGACGGCUACGACACAUCUACGACACCCUCAAUCAAAGAAACGCUGGACAAAGCGGAAAUCACAGGAACUUCUGAAUGCCCAUGGAUUUUUCAGACGCGCUGUCUCUCCAGAAGACUACCUACGCGCGAAUGCGGCGUUCUGGUUAUGGAAGAAACAGCUUUCAGAGACCUGGCAGAUGCUCGAAUCGUCCCAGCUUCCCCGAGCUGAAAGCGAGAGCAACAUGCUUCGGUGGCUCCUAGAGCACAAAGAUGGAGGCAAGAGCAUGCAUAAGCUACGAGAGACUUGGUCGAAGCUUUCACCAGAGCGGCGCCGUGAUUUAUGGCCAUCCAUCAUGGUUUCUGCUCUGCGUUCUCAUCCUGGCCGUGCGCACAUCAUAUUUUCGGCGACGUUUGAUGCUGCUCAUAUUCCAUACUACGCCGUGCAAGACACCAUCCAUCAUUUCUGUCGCCAGCUUGCGGAAAAGCCCUCGACGGACGGCUCUAUGCACCCAACAGCUGACGAGGUCUACGAGCUCCUCAAAAUGGUCUUGGAGAACAGCUCGUCAAAUUACUUACGCUUGCGGCAGUCCACAAUUUUUUUCCUUGUAAAGGCAACGAAGACAACGGAGAGCGUGGACAACCUGUAUCACCUCUUAGUUAAACACGGGCACCCACUCCAUAAGUUCACGCGGCUGCAGAUGGCCAGUCGCGUCGCCAGAAACGCUGCGUUCAAAAUGCCGACUGUCGAAAUGCUUCAGGCCGCGCUGUCGGCAACGGAUCUUGACAUCAACACACCACAGGGAGCAGCACUGUGUACCACCAUUCUGUCGGUGGAGGGAAGUGAGGGGACGGCAACGACCGACGGGCAACCCUCGCUGACGCCGGCAGAGAUGUUUGAACAGCUGCUGCGAUGCGGGCUUGAGCCGAACCUCAUCACGUACACGACUAUAAUACGUGGCCUCUGUCUCAAAGGCGAACUGGAGGCAGCCCAGCAGGUGCUGCAACUGAUGAUCAAUAAUCAAACAGAACCCGAUGAAUACGUUUACUCCACGAUGAUGAACGGGGCCAAGCUUCGCGGGGACUUCUCCGUUCUCCGUCGGGUAGCCGAGACAGCAGCAGCCCAGAGGAUCAAUCAUCCGAUAGUGUGGAACGACUUUAUCCAAUCCAUAUAUUCAACCGCCUUCGCCGAGGCGAGGGCGAAUCCUGCCAUCAAGCGGCCGCGUGUCGUGCCGUCGUUCCCGCUCAUGCUGCAGACCUAUUCCAAGAUAUUCGCACUUGAGCCGCUGCGCACUAUUCUCCCUGAUGCCGGAUCGGGCGGCGGCCUGACCUCAUCACACGCACAAGGACGGCAGACUGACGCCCUGCACGGCCGCUGGGAAUUUGCCGCACAAUUAGGACCGACAGUGCAUGCGUUGCCCAAGCUGGAGCCAGGCGAGAUUGUGGAACCGACCAGCUUAACGCUGACCACCAUGAUCUUGGGCUACAUCCAGGGUGUGUCUAACCCUUAUGACGUGAUCGCGUUUUAUUCGCACUUCCGCCGUCUGUUGCAAGCGGGCGACCCUGUAGCCACGGGUCUAGUGCGUGACCAGGGAACGCUGGUGCACGACGUUGUGGUGAUGGCGUUGUGCGAGUAUGAGGGCAUGCUGCGCGUUGCUCUGGACGUUGUGGGCGACAUGUUGCGGGAUGCCGCCACAGAUUUGCAGCAUGGCGACAGCGAGGCCGCCGACUACCAGCCGCAACAUCCGCCGCCCAGCGUGUACACCUGGUCAAUCCUGCUGAAUGGCUUCAUGUUCCACCGACAGGUCAGGCAGGGCGAGCGUAUCUUGCACAUGAUGCGCGACCGCGGCGUCGAGCCCAACCAGGUGACGUGGAACACGCUGAUGGCGGGUUACGCACGGUUGCAGAACGUCAAAAAGACAGCCGUGACGUUGCAGCGGCUGGAGCGCGCAGGCUUCGAGCCAGACGACUUCACCUUCCGUGCCUUCUCGUACCUGGGUGACAAGUCGGCCAUUCUGCGCUACAUGGAAACGCGGAAGACAGCAGCAGCAGCUGCUAGUAGUGGUCCAAAAUCAAAGAUUGCAGGACAGCAAUACGAUCAGAUGGCAGAAGAAGAGCGACAGGCACAGGCCGGAACUCCAUCACCGCCACACGCAAGCAGCAGUGAACGUGGCUUGGGUCUGGGCCAUGGUGUCGAGUCCCAAUCUGGUCGCCGGCCAGCGGAUGCAGUCACCAAUGAGCUGCGCAUGCUGGAAAAUGAGGUGGAGGAAAUUGCCAAGAUGAUGGACGAAGAGCAGCGGGAUAGCGCAACCGCCAGCUUUUGA